Messenger RNA from Danaus chrysippus (African queen), 1869 nucleotides. The record is from the annotation of a GenBank genome assembly. NCBI's taxonomy places the organism in Eukaryota, Metazoa, Arthropoda, Insecta, Lepidoptera, Nymphalidae.
AUGAAGGGUGAAAAGAACGUAGAUAUACAAGCUUUAAAAGAUAUCGCCAAUAAGUUGAGGAUCGACAGCAUCGUCGCUACAAAUGCAUCAAAAUCCGGUCACCCCACAUCAUGCGCGUCCAUGGCGGAGAUCAUGUCGGUGCUGUUCUUCCACACCAUGAGGUACAAGGUGUCUGCACCCAAGGACCCCUCAGCAGACCGCUUCAUACUUUCCAAGGGUCACGCGGCGCCGAUCCUCUACGCGGCGUGGGCGGAGGCCGGCCUGUUCCCUCUGGACGACCUCAAGAACCUCCGCAAGUUGACCUCCGACCUCGAGGGUCACCCCACGCCCAGGUUGAACUUCGUGGACGUCGGCACCGGCUCGCUGGGACAAGGGCUGGCUGUGGCCGCCGGGAUGGCCUACGUCGGGAAGUACUUCGACCAGGCGCCGUACAGGGUGUACUGCCUGGUUGGUGACGGCGAGGCGGCCGAGGGCAGCGUGUGGGAGGCGCUGCACUUCGCGGGUCACUACAAGCUGGACAACCUGGUCGUGGUGUUCGACGUGAACCGACUGGGACAGUCCGAGCCCACCUCGCUGCAGCACCAGAUGGACGUGUACAAGGCUCGCCUCCAGGCUUUCGGGUCUCACACGCUGGUGGUGGACGGACAUGACGUCACGGAGCUCGUGAAGGCCUUCGACGAGGCAGCCAACACCAGCGGACGACCCACCGCCAUCGUAGCCAAGACUUACAAGGGGAAAGGAUUCCCCGGGAUAGAGGACAAGGACAACUGGCACGGGAAGGCGCUGGGGGCGGAGGGAGAAAAGAUAAUUAAGCACCUCCAGUCCCUCAUGAAGUCCCAGUCGGUGUCGUUGAAGCCCCGCGCGCCACUAGCGGCCGCGCCCCGGGUCCACUUGGAGGACCUCACGCUGUCCUCUCCUCCAGCAUACAAGCUGGGUGAGCUGGUGGCCACGCGCCUGGCAUACGGACACGGACUCAAGAAACUAGCUGACAAUAACCAGAGAGUAAUUGCCUUGGACGGUGACACGAAGAACUCCACUUUCAGUGACAAACUUCGUAACGCCUACCCCGACAGAUAUAUCGAAUGUUUCAUCGCGGAGCAGACGCUCGUGGGUGUGGCGACCGGCGCCGCGUGUAGAGACCGCGCCGUGGUGUUCGCCUCCACCUUCGCCGCCUUCUUCACCAGGACCUUUGACCAGAUCCGCAUGGGCGCCAUCAGCCAGAGCAACAUGAACCUGGUGGGGUCUCACUGCGGCGUCAGUAUCGGGGAGGACGGCCCCUCGCAGAUGGGGCUCGAGGACCUGGCCAUGUUCCGCGCCGUGCCCACCGCCACCGUGUUCUACCCCUCUGACGCGGUGAGCACGGAGCGCGCGGUGGAGCUAGCGGCCGGCACGCGCGGCAUCUGCUACAUCCGGACCUCGCGACCCAACACGCCCGUACUGUACGAGAACGACGCUGUGUUUAAGGUGGGCGAGGCGCGCGUGGUGGUGCAGUCUCCAGCGGACCAGGUGCUCGUGAUCGGCGCGGGCGUCACACUACACGAGGCGAUGUCGGCAGCGGAGUCUCUGCGCGCGGAAGGUGUGUCGGUGCGUGUGAUGGAUCCCUUCACCAUCAAGCCCCUGGACGAGGAGGCGGUCCGGUCUCACGCGGCGGCGGUUGGUGGCCGCGUGGUGGUCGUGGAGGAUCACUACCAGGCCGGAGGUCUGGGCGAGGCGGUCCUGUCGUCCCUGUCGCUGGUCCGCGGGUCGGUGGUCCGUCACCUUUGUGUGCGCGAGGUUCCCCGCUCCGGCGCACCUCAGGAGCUGUUGGACCACUACGGCCUGUCCGCCAGACAUGUAGCCGCCGCCGUCAGGGACAUACUGAAGGCUUAG